AUGCGUGACGGAAAGAAGUCAGUCCUUGUUAUCAAUGGACCAAAUCUCAACCUUCUCGGUACUCGAGAGCCACACAUCUAUGGUCAUGAAAGUCUGGCCGACGUGGAAGCAGCUGGGAAGCAGCAAGGAAAUGACCUAAAUGCCCACGUGGACUUCUUCCAAAGUAACUGGGAAGGUGCCAUAGUUGAUCGGAUCCAAGAAGCUCGCACUGAUGGGACAGAUGGAAUUAUCCUCAAUCCAGGUGGAUUCACGCAUACCUCAGUUGCAAUUCGAGAUGCACUUCUAGGCGUAUCAAUUCCUUUCAUCGAACUUCAUGUGUCGAAUAUCCAUGCGAGAGAGGAGUGGCGGCAUCACUCAUAUUUCCAAGACAAGGCUAAGGCGAUUAUUGCUGGAUGUGGUGUUGCAGGUUAUGAGUAUGCUAUCGAUCAUGUCGUGAAGAAAUUUCCAUCCAGAGAGUAG
Penicillium malachiteum is the source of this 459-nucleotide messenger RNA. RefSeq names its product type II 3-dehydroquinate dehydratase. Bases 1 to 459 code for a protein of 152 amino acids. The transcript has 3 exons. The record is from RefSeq and is a predicted model, not a curated record. Gene Ontology annotation, molecular function: 3-dehydroquinate dehydratase activity. Gene Ontology annotation, biological process: quinate catabolic process. Lineage: Eukaryota; Fungi; Ascomycota; Eurotiomycetes; Eurotiales; Aspergillaceae.